This is a messenger RNA of Lampris incognitus (smalleye Pacific opah), 612 nucleotides long. Its product is annotated as lens fiber membrane intrinsic protein-like. NCBI's taxonomy places the organism in Eukaryota, Metazoa, Chordata, Actinopteri, Lampriformes, Lampridae. Bases 1 to 612 code for a protein of 203 amino acids. The transcript is spliced from 4 exons. Gene Ontology annotation, molecular function: structural constituent of eye lens. The record is from RefSeq and is a predicted model, not a curated record. Gene Ontology annotation, cellular component: plasma membrane.
AUGUACAGCUUCAUGGGAGGGGGUCUGUUCUGUGCCAUUGUGGCCAACAUCCUACUGGUGGUCUCCACUGCAACCGACUAUUGGAUGCAGUAUCGUCUCUCUGGCAGCUAUGCCCACCAGGGACUGUGGAGGUACUGCAUGUCCAAUAAGUGCUACAUGCAGACUGACAGCAUAGGUAAGGCAAUGUGUACCUUUUCUCAAAAGCGUCAUAUCUUUUUACUGAGGCAUCUCCUCAAAAUGACCUCACACCCAGGCCUCAAACCUGCUUACUGGAACGCCACCAGGGCCUUCAUGAUCCUAUCAGCCAUGUCAUGCUUCGCAGGCAUCGUCGCUGGCAUCAUGUCCUUUGCCCACUUCAACUCCUUUGAGAGAUUCAACCGCUCCUUUGUUGCUGGGAUCAUGUUCUUUGUCUCCACGUUCUUCGUUCUGCUGGCUCUGGCCAUCUACACAGGCGUGACAGUCAACUUCUUGGGGAGGCGCUUCGGCGACUGGCGCUUCUCUUGGUCUUACAUACUGGGCUGGGUUGGUUUGCUCAUGACCUUCUUUUCAGGUAUCUUCUACAUGUGUGCCUACAGGAUGCAUGAAUGCAGGAGAGGGGCUGGUCCGCGGUAG